AUGGCUACCAACAACACGGACCCCGAGAAAGGCCUUGUGUCAGCGUCUGCGCGCUCUGCGAUUCCGUCGUGGGCUUCGUCUGCUCCCGACAAUACCAUUAGCAACGAGUCCAGUAGGCUUACACCUCUCCAGCUCUUCCAGCUAUUGGUCGGCAUAUACACACCACCGUUCCUUACUCGAGAUGGUGUUGAUCUCGCCCGGGCCACUAACACGAAAACUACGCAUCGUCGAACCGAUAAUGUUGGUCUUUAUCGACGGGCACAAGAGCAGGAACGUGCAAGUAGACUCGCGUAUCAAUCCACGAGCUUUAUCAGCAACCUCUUGUACAUGCUUCAGAUCCUUCUAGCAGCCACAUUCACUGCACUGUCUGCGUACAAGGAUUCAAAUCCUGUAACGCUAACUGUGCUAGGAGCGUGGAACACUGUCGUGGCUGGCUGUCUAGCGUGGCAGAAAGGCCAAGGUGUGCCUCAACGAUACCGAAAAGCUCAAGAUCAGUACCAGGCUUUGAUCCUGGAGAUCGAGAUGGCUGAGCGGUCCUUCUUUGACCUGGACACCAGUGACCAAGGGGGCGUGAAGCUCGACCCACGAGCAGAGAAAGUCAGACUCCAGAAGCUGUUUGACACGGCGAGAGCUGAUCAGCAGGCAAACUAUCCGGAUCUUUACGUCAGCACUGGCGCAGUCCCUGCCAAAGAUGCUAAGGACCUGACCAAGGAGCUGGAGGAAGCAAAGGCGGAGACGGCAAAAGUACAGAGCGAAAUGACGGCCAAGAUCGAGGCGUUGAUGGCUAAACUGGGCAGUAAGGACGGUGCGCAGGCUGAUACUGCUGUUCAGAGUGCUGCGAAGUCGUGA
This is a messenger RNA of Cyphellophora europaea CBS 101466, 849 nucleotides long. RefSeq lists its product as uncharacterized. The transcript is spliced from 2 exons. The record is from RefSeq and is a predicted model, not a curated record. NCBI's taxonomy places the organism in Eukaryota, Fungi, Ascomycota, Eurotiomycetes, Chaetothyriales, Cyphellophoraceae. The coding region runs from base 1 to 849 and encodes 282 amino acids.